Molecule: messenger RNA, 462 nt
Organism: Saccostrea cuccullata (small rock oyster)
Lineage: Eukaryota; Metazoa; Mollusca; Bivalvia; Ostreida; Ostreidae
Product: octapeptide-repeat protein T2-like
Exons: 1
Coding region: 1-462 (153 amino acids)
Source: RefSeq, a predicted model, not a curated record
AUGGGGAGAGGGAGUGAGAAAAAUGGGAGAGUUAAAGAAAUAGGAGUGGGAAAUAGGGAGUGGGGAGAAGGGAGUGGAGAGAGAGAGAGAGAGAGAGAGAGAGGUAGAGAGGGCGUGGGGAGAGAAAGGGAGAAUGGGGAGAGAGUAGGAGUGGGAAGAAAAGUGGGAGUCGAAAGAAGAGUUAAAAUAGGAUCGAAAGUGCGAUUUGGGAGAGUGAGAAUGAGGAAAAAGAGGGUGAGAGGGAAAGUGGAAAAGGAGAAAGGGAGUAGAGAGAGAGAGAGUAGGACUUGGAAGAGAGGAAGGGUGGGAGUUGAAAGAGAGAGAAGGGAUUGGAAAGGAGGAGGGGAGAGAAAGAAGAAAGGAAGAGAGUUGAAGUGGAGAGCAAGAGUGGGAGAGGAGAAUGUGGAGAGAACGUUGAAGAGGAGAGAGGGAGUGGGGAGAGGGUGGGAUUGGAGAGAGUGA